AGUUGUCUGCCUGGGCCUAGGUGAACCCCUUCUUGUUUUUGGUUGCUUCUGCUUCAACCCGGGUUCGCGUUUUUGACUGCGUUUUGACGGUGAACAAGCCACACUUGCCACAGUCCAGAUACGCAUCACGUGAUAGAGCUAUCUUACCCCCCCUGAAGGCCCGCCUGUGAUGUUCGCCCGGGCCAAGCUGGGCCUUGGACCAAUUGUUCUGACGCCCUGACGCAGCAGCCUUCCGUGGACGACUGCACUUCUUCUUCGACAACCGACCAGCCUUUCCCAUCAUCAAACUCCGACCAAAACCACCCACCUUUAGCCACUUGCACUUUUCUCCACUUGCAUCAACUGCAGCCAUUCGCAUCUGACUCCACCACAUCCUCGACACAACACUAUUACAAGUCGCCCACCAUGAAUCCCGAAUACGACUACCUCUUCAAGCUGCUGCUCAUCGGUGAUUCCGGUGUCGGCAAGUCUUGCUUGCUCCUGCGGUUCGCCGACGACACCUACACAGAGUCCUACAUCUCCACCAUCGGUGUCGACUUCAAAAUCCGGACCAUCGAGCUCGACGGCAAGACGGUGAAGCUACAAAUCUGGGAUACGGCCGGCCAGGAACGGUUCCGCACCAUCACAUCGUCCUACUACCGCGGAGCCCAUGGCAUCUGCGUCGUCUACGACGUUACCGACAUGGACAGCUUCAACAACGUGAAGCAGUGGCUGCAGGAGAUCGACAGGUACGCCACCGAGGGCGUCAACAAGCUGCUCGUAGGAAACAAGAGCGAUAUGGCGGACAAGAAGGUGGUCGAGUACACAGUCGCCAAGGAAUUCGCCGACAGCCUCGGCAUCCCCUUCCUCGAGACCUCGGCCAAGAACGCCAGCAACGUCGAGCAGGCCUUCCUGACCAUGGCCCGCCAGAUCAAGGAGCGCAUGGGCAGCAGCAUCGCUACUAACAACACGAAAGCCAACGUCAAUGUCGCGCCCGGCCAAGGCGUCUCGAGCAACAACAACAACGGCUGCUGCUAA
Chaetomium fimeti is the source of this 1017-nucleotide messenger RNA. RefSeq names its product GTP-binding protein ypt1. Gene Ontology annotation, biological process: vesicle-mediated transport. The record is from RefSeq and is a predicted model, not a curated record. The coding region runs from base 406 to 1017 and encodes 203 amino acids. Gene Ontology annotation, molecular function: GTP binding; GTPase activity. Lineage: Eukaryota; Fungi; Ascomycota; Sordariomycetes; Sordariales; Chaetomiaceae. The transcript is spliced from 5 exons.